This is a messenger RNA of Coregonus clupeaformis (lake whitefish), 1150 nucleotides long. Its product is annotated as general transcription factor 3C polypeptide 1-like. The record is from RefSeq and is a predicted model, not a curated record. Gene Ontology annotation, molecular function: DNA binding. Lineage: Eukaryota; Metazoa; Chordata; Actinopteri; Salmoniformes; Salmonidae. The transcript has 3 exons. Gene Ontology annotation, biological process: 5S class rRNA transcription by RNA polymerase III; transcription initiation at RNA polymerase III promoter. The coding region runs from base 4 to 609 and encodes 201 amino acids. Gene Ontology annotation, cellular component: transcription factor TFIIIC complex.
GUGAUGGAGGAAGAGGAGGUUGAGAAGAGUGGCGAGAGGACACCUGAGGAGGAAGAGGAGGAGGAGGAGGGGAAGACGAUGCAGCCUAAAGAGAAAGACAGGAAUGAGACAGCGGAGGAGAGAGGGACGGAGAGAAGAGAGGAGUUAGAAGGAGAGAGGGACGGAGAGGAACCAUCAUCUACCACUGAGACAGAACAGAGCACAGAGGGCGACGGUGAGAAGCCAUCUUCAUCUGUAGCUGAGGAAGAUGAUGGUGAAGCGAGCGGUCUGCGUGAGGAAGAGGAUGGUAGCAGCGGUAACAGCGGGCGCGGUGGGAGUGACGUGUCGUUCAUCAGUCGUCCGUGGCGUAUCGUGGACGGCAGUCUGAACAGUCCGGUGUGUAAAGGCAUGUUGGAGGCAGUUCUGUACCAUAUCAUGACCCGACCCGGUUUACCAGAACACACCUUACUGGAACACUACAGAGGAGUCCUGCAGCCUGUGGUGGUACUGGACCUAGUGCAGGCCCUGGUAGAGUUGGGCUGUAUUAAGAGGAGGUACGUGAGCAGACGUCCAAAACCCUCCCUCUUCUCCUGCCCAGCCACCUUCCUGGUGGUGGAGGAGAGAGCGUAGAGAGACAGGGGUGAGGCUGGGGGAGACGGCGGUAAGACCGGCUGAGACGACCACUGUGUUCUACGAGCCGACCAUCGACUGCUGUCUGCGUCUAGGACAGGUUUUCCCCCAUGAAAACAACUGGAACCAGUGGGUCCAGUUCGCACAACAUGAGAACAAACAGUAGGGAGUUUUAACUGAUCCGGGGUGUAUUCUUUAGCGCACACCGUAGUGAAACUUUUUAGGCCGUAGCAAAACAUUUUGCAACUGAAAAAUGUUUUCGCAAACAAAAACAAGAGUUUCUAUUGGAAAAUUUCAAGGAGGUCCCUCGCCGUUUCGUUCCCUUUGCUUCUGUUUGGUUCCAUUUAGUUCUUAGUGAAUACACCCCAGGACUGCUGGGGACAGGAGUUUUACUUGAUCAGGACUAAUAGGCCCAGGAGUUAGAACAACAAGUUUCUUCACAGUGGGUAACCAAGGAUCUUUGGUUCUGGUUCUUAAUUACUCUUACCAGACAACAAGAUUUUAUUUUAGCUAAAAAUUAUGUUUCAGUUCUGGUUUUACA